Molecule: messenger RNA, 273 nt
Organism: Meloidogyne enterolobii
Lineage: Eukaryota; Metazoa; Nematoda; Chromadorea; Rhabditida; Meloidogynidae
Source: the annotation of a GenBank genome assembly
UGUGGGGAAAAUGGUGGAACUAGGGACAUCUAUGUCUCUCGGUCUUUAGUCUUGAAUUUUGACUCUUUUAUGGGGUUUUCGGUCUUGUUUCUUGAAAUAUAUGUCUUUGAUAUUUCUAGUGGGUAUUCUUUAUAUUUUUUAAAUUAUUGGGAUAUGUGUGGGGGAUAUUUGAAGAUUGCUAUGAAAUAUAUUUUUCGCAAAUGUCAUUUUAAUUUUGUGGGAAGAAAGCGCGCAAAAGUCAUCAUCAAGAGAGAUGGUUUGCCAAUACAUUAA